AUGAGCUUUGAGGCUGUUCCCACACUCCAGCAGCUUGCCAUGCAGCGGCUGCUGGCAGAUGAAGACUUGGCCAUCUCUGCUCUGGAGGAACUUCCCAUAAUGUUGUUCCCACCACUCUUCGAGGAGGCCUUCAUUGAGAGACAGACAAAGGUUGUGAAGGCCAUGGUAGUAUCUUGGCCCUUCCCCUGCCUCCCUCUUGGGGCGCUGAUGUGCCAAGCCAAAGUGGAUAACUUCCAGGCUGUUCUUGAUGGGAUGGAUUGGCUGAAUAACCAGAAUGUUUGGCCUAGGAGGUGUAGACUACAAGUGCUCAGUUUGCAGGAUGUGUAUGAUGACUUCUGGGAAGGAUGUGUUGGAAAAAAGUCUACGCAGUGGACCAAACCUGUAGAUGCCACAACAGAGGGAAAGAAGCACCAAUUGAAGGUGGUAGUUGAAUACUCCCUCAUGUACCUCACUCUCACAGACUACAAUAGUGCCUUCAUGCUGUGGCUCAUUCAGAGAAGAGAUACCAUGUGGAUCUAUUUUGUUCUGUGUGGUUCAGGAAUUAAAUAA
Peromyscus leucopus (white-footed mouse) is the source of this 549-nucleotide messenger RNA. RefSeq names its product PRAME family member 6-like. The transcript is spliced from 2 exons. The coding region runs from base 1 to 549 and encodes 182 amino acids. Gene Ontology annotation, cellular component: cytoplasm. The record is from RefSeq and is a predicted model, not a curated record. NCBI's taxonomy places the organism in Eukaryota, Metazoa, Chordata, Mammalia, Rodentia, Cricetidae.